GGUCAUGUGGGCAGCCGGACGUGACGUGCGGGGCGGGGCCGCGGAGCGGUGCGGGGCGCGCUGAGGAAGGCGGCGCCAUGGCGGACCCGGGCGCGGCUGCCGGCGAGAACGGCGUGGGCGGCAGAGCGGUCCGCGUGGGCACCCGCCGGAGCCAGCUGGCCCGAAUUCAGACUGACAGCGUAGUCGAGAUGCUCCGUGAGCUGUACCCUGACUUCAGUUUCGAGAUUGUUGCUAUGUCAACCACUGGAGACAAGAUCUUGGAUACAGCACUUUCCAAGAUUGGGGAGAAGAGCCUCUUCACCAAAGAGCUAGAAAAUGCGCUUGAAAGAAACGAAGUUGAUCUCGUGGUUCACUCCUUGAAGGAUCUGCCAACUUCUCUUCCUCCUGCCUUCACUAUCGGUGCUGUCUGCAAAAGGGAAAACCCACUUGAUGCCGUUGUCUUUCAUCCCAAAAACUGUGGGAAAACACUGAGCCUUCUUCCUGAAAAGAGUGUGAUUGGAACCAGUUCACUUCGGAGAGCAGCCCAGCUGAAAAAGAAGUUCCCUCAGUUAGAAUUCAGGGAUAUUAGAGGGAAUUUAAAUACCCGCUUAAAGAAGCUAGAUGAGAAAGAAGACUUCAGUGCCAUCAUCCUGGCUGCUGCUGGGCUGAAGAGAAUGGGCUGGGAGAAUCGCAUUGGUCAGCUCUUAACCCCUGAAGACUGCCUCUAUGCUGUUGGACAGGGUGCCUUAGCAGUGGAAGUUCGUGCCAAAGACCAAGAGAUACUGAAUAUGGUGUCUGCCCUGCAUGAUGCAGACACUGUGCUCUGCUGCAUUGCUGAGAGGGCCUUUAUGAAACGUUUGGAGGGUGGAUGCAGUGUCCCUGUUGCUGUCAACAGCAUGCUGAAAGAUGACCAGUUGUAUUUGACAGGCGCAGUCUACAGUUUGGAUGGAUCUGAUAGCCUGAAGGAGACCAUGCAGACCAGUGUUAACUACCCCCUACAGAGUGAAGAUGGACCAAACGAUGAUGCGCAGCACGUUGGCAUCACAGCCAAGAAUGUCCCCAGUCAGGCCCAGGAAGCUGCAGAGGGUCUUGGUGUGGAACUAGCUAGUUUACUUCUGAGUAAGGGAGCUAAGCAUAUCCUUAGUGUGGCAAGGCAGCUGAAUGAUGCCCGCUAAACCUGUGGGUGUGUGGUCAGCAUGAUUGCUACAAGUCUAGCAAGUAUUCGCAGCCGCACUAUCAUCUUCUUUUGAAGGAAGGGAUUUAUUUAAACGUUCACACCAGACUUAUGUGAUGUUUGGGCACAAAAACUUGAAAUACUAAGGUAACUAACCUGGGUGGUUUAUGCUGUUCAGGGUUGUCAUCCCUCUGCAUUUCACUAAAUUGCAGUCUCUGUGAAGUUUGUUCAAUAAUUUCUGUAGCUAGGGGAAAAAAAAAUAAAUCUGUAGGUUCUCCUUUUCCAUUUAGGAACAAGGCAGUCAUUACAGACUAUAAUCAGAGACUCAACCAUGACAGUACUAAAGCACUAUACUGUGCUGACAGUACUUUCAGUUGCCAUGAAUAGCUUAUUUGGGCCUGUUGACUUAUCAGCAUGCUGAAGAAGAUGCUGUUAGGUUCCAAAUACAGGAUUCCGCUUAGUAAGGUAGCAGAGAUUAUGUGUUCUUCAUGGAACUUAUUUAAGGCAAGGAGUUAACUGAGUUUGCAGUUAUCAGAUGCAAAUUUGUCAUCAGCCAGUAUUAAGUGGAUAGCCAGUCUAGUUUCCCUUGUAUGCUUGUCUGCACGGGUAAUCAGUCGUUCAUCUGCACAAACCUGUCAAUGGGGAGCUGAAGAGGCAGCCCAAAUUUGUGCUAUUGUGCCUUCCUCUGUAACUGUUAGCCCCUUACCAUGAAUCCUCACUUACUACCUGGUCGCCAUCCUGUCCGUGGGGCUUAUGUGCUACAGUGCCUUGUAGAAACACUGAAACGGCCCCUCACUGGGGUCCCGUUUUGGAAACGAAGCAUCGUUUAUUCUCUAUGCAACGCCCACCGAAUGUAACAGACGACAAAUACAGAUUAAUUAAAAGCACCCAGUUUAAGUCUUUA
Molecule: messenger RNA, 2057 nt
Organism: Apus apus (common swift)
Lineage: Eukaryota; Metazoa; Chordata; Aves; Apodiformes; Apodidae
Gene: HMBS
Product: hydroxymethylbilane synthase
Exons: 14
Coding region: 78-1154 (358 amino acids)
Biological process (GO): heme biosynthetic process
Cellular component (GO): cytoplasm
Molecular function (GO): hydroxymethylbilane synthase activity
Source: RefSeq, a predicted model, not a curated record